Molecule: messenger RNA, 1083 nt
Organism: Micromonas pusilla CCMP1545
Lineage: Eukaryota; Viridiplantae; Chlorophyta; Mamiellophyceae; Mamiellales; Mamiellaceae
Exons: 1
Coding region: 1-1083 (360 amino acids)
Molecular function (GO): metal ion binding
Source: RefSeq, a predicted model, not a curated record
AUGACCGAGGAGGGCGAGGCUCUGCCGGCGGCGAACGACGCCGGCGGAGGCGCCGCCGCCGACGCGAAGACCCCCAAACCCGCCAGAGGAACCAGAGGCAAGGGCGGCGGUGCGACGGGAUCGCGCGCGGGCCGAUCGCAGCGCGCGACGCCGCCGACGAUGCCGUACACGGGCGCUCUCGCGGGGUGGGCCGCGUCCGCGCCGCCGCCGACGUCGAUGGGGCUGGGUUUAGGAUUAGGGCUAGGGAUGAUGCACACGCCGCCGCCGAUGUUCAACGGCGGCGGCGGCGGAGGAGGAGGAGGAGGAAGAGGAGGCGCGUCGGUUCCGAUGCAUCCCUCCGCGCUCCGGUACGCGGCGCACGCAAUGACCACCGGGAAGAUGGACGUCGGGCACGUCAACAAGCGCCGAAGAGUCGGCUCGAGGCACGCGCCGAUUCCGCUGGACGAUAACGCGCUGAAGCCGUGCCUGUUCUGGCGGAACGGCCAGUGCAAGAACGGCGACGACUGCGGGUACCUCCACGGCGACUCCCCCGUGCGAUGCCAGACGUUCAACACCAAAGCGGGGUGUCGAUUCGGCGACAAGUGCGCGUUCAAGCACGUCCGGGGACCGCUCGUCGUCGACGAGGUCACGGACAGGGACGACGUCGACGGAGACGCCGAUGGUAACGGCGGCGCGAAUCCGAAUCCGAAUCCGAAUCCGUUCGCGACGCACGCGAGCAACUGCGGGUGCGACUCGUGUCACCCGCCGCCGCCGGUCAAGGUGCGGUACGUCGCGCGCGGCGGGGGCGGCCGCGGCGACCGCGGCGACGACGGGAGCGACAGCGAGGACGGCGAGAUUCUGGAGGUCGUGGAGGAUCAGGGUCUCGAGGACGGGUCGCACGUCGUGGGGGAGCGGACGCUGAGCGCGGAGGAGGUGGCGGCGCGUGACGAGACGCUCACGAAGUGCUCAGGCGCGGUGUCGUGCGGGGAGACGACGCGGCAUUGGGCCGAGUUUUUAUCUGGCGGCGUCGGCGGCGCGCACAAGGGGCGGCCGUCGAACGGGCUCGUGCCGUUCUGGAAGAAGGACAACGAGCGCGGGAAUUAG